This is a messenger RNA of Synchiropus splendidus (mandarinfish), 4720 nucleotides long. RefSeq names its product progestin and adipoQ receptor family member IVa (gene paqr4a). Gene Ontology annotation, cellular component: membrane. The record is from RefSeq and is a predicted model, not a curated record. Lineage: Eukaryota; Metazoa; Chordata; Actinopteri; Syngnathiformes; Callionymidae. Gene Ontology annotation, molecular function: signaling receptor activity. The coding region runs from base 733 to 1659 and encodes 308 amino acids. The transcript is spliced from 3 exons.
UCUAUUUUCAUAUUCCUAUUGGUAUUUGUUCUAUUUCAUUGAUUUAAGGGAGGUGCGGCAGUUCCGGAAAUGGACGUACGCAGUGGCAGAGAAUGUUUUAUUUUGAAAGGUGCGAGUGGAAACGCCGUUUUAUUCCUCCUGUGGUGCUUGACACGGAGCCGAGGCGUUGCAGGGAACUGAGGCCGUCAGGCGAGACUGUCCCGGGGCUUCUCACUUCUUAAAUGAAACCCGGACCGGUUUCUAACCAGCGACUGACGGACUUUGUGGUGGGAAACUCGUGUGUGCGGCUUCCGCGGGUGGAGGUCCGCGCGUCCCAUUCGCGCGGCAGCGGUAGCCGGCUCUGCUAGCCCCGCAUUCCUCCCUGAAAUCUCGGCUCAGGAAUCACGCUCCUCCUCGCCGCAUCACCGCCACGCUCACCCGUGACCCCUGCUGGGGGAGCGGGUAUCACCGGGUCUGAUCGCACGAGCGCGUCCGAGUCCGACAGCAUCCUCCAGCCCGCCGGAAUGCUAACUCGCAGCGAGGAAGCGGCUCCACCAUGACUUCCCCCUGGUCCCCGUGUCCGGCUGCAGCACACGCCUCGAUGCUUCAGUGACCGCCCCGAGUCUGCAUCAUGCGUGCGCCCGGUCGAGUCUGCCUCCAGCAGCGGUGGUCCAGAGCGAAGCGCGCCGCCGCCGGCUUCUGUCGAGGGACCAGCUAACGAGCUAAGCGGCUAACGGCACGACAGAAACACCGAUGGUUUCCCACAAGGUCUUGGUGGCCAUCAUCCUGCUGAACGUUUACAUCGGUGCGCGGUCCGCCCUCUACCUGCUCAGCGCGGUGCUGCUGACGCUCUUCUGCGCCAUGGCUUUCCUGAACGGACCGCGGCUGCUGGACUGGGCGAACUCGCCUCCUCACCUGCAGUUCAACAAGUACGUUCUGACCGGGUACCGACCCAUCUCCUCUGUGCAGGACUGCGUCAGGAGCCUCUUCUACCUGCACAACGAGCUGGGAAACAUUUACACGCACGGCAUCCCUCUGCUCUGCUUUCUGGUGCUACUUCCACUCAACAUCCCCUGGUCUCAGAUCAGCGUCACCUGGCUGGGCGUGGUGCACUUCCUGGCCUGUCUGUCGCCGCAGCUGGGCUCGGUGCUGUACCACCUCUUCAUGAACCACGAGGGCGGGGAGCCGGUCUACCACACCCUCCUGAAGCUGGACGUGUGUGGAAUCUGCAUGAUCAACACUCUGGGAGCGCUGCCCAUCCUCUACAGCACGCUGCUCUGCUACCCCUUCAUCCGCACGGCGGCACUACUGGUCUACAUCCUCCUGUCCAGUCACGCCAUCUACUGCGCCGUCACCGCCCGCAGCAGCGUCCGCCGCCUGCGCUCCUUUGCCUGGCAGGCGCUCUUCCGCUUCUCCUUUUUCCUGUUGCGCUGGGUGGGCGUGGGCGGGGGCAGCCCCACCUCGCUGCGCCACUUCCUCACCAUGGACGCGUUGGCCGUGCUGGGCGGGGUCAUCAACAUCGCGCGCAUCCCGGAGCGCUUCCGCCCUGGACUCUUUGACUACUGGUGCAACAGCCACCAGAUCAUGCACGUGCUGGUGGUUGGCUCCAUACUCUACCUGCACUGGGGGGUCCUGGACGACCUGCUGUGGAUCAACAGCUACAACUGUCCGUCAGACUGACCCCUGCACCGUCCUGCCUCCUCCAGCCGUGGGCGGCAGGAUGACAAGACAGUAGACCCCUGAGGUGGCGGGAGGGGUGAUGCUGAGUGGUGAGACUGCAUGUGGUCACCUCAUACACCCCAGUUCAGAAUGUUCAUAUCUCUGGACCCUCACACACACACACACACACGUCAGUGAUGAUCACACUCCGGCGCAGGCUGCAGGAGUUUCCUUCAACCGUCCACAUGUUCUGAUCAGAUCCUAGCUAACAAUGCUUAACAUUUGGAAGCUGUGCCGACAUAUGUUUUUAAACACCAGGUAGCUGUUUAUACACAGAGCAAAUGUUUUUAUCGACUGAGUUGUGGAGCUAUGGAACCCGCCGUAGCAGGAGCGGAACACUACACACUAACGCUCAGGCCUCAGAAAGUGGCUGUUUGAACUUUGCACUUGCGCUCAUAAAUUGCACCACCUGUUGGAGCCAGACGACGGCCUAACGCUCCUCAGCUGUUGCAUAGCAGCACUUCCUGUUUCAGAAGGCAGGGCUGUCCAAGCAUUCGCUGAGUGGAAGCUCCUGCAGUCUGGACUCAAACUUCUCGGUGCUGCCGCACACAUGUCCAUAUCUGUGCUCUCGUCCUGUACUUUGCCGCUGAAAUGACUUGGAUGUUGUGUCACGAGCAGAAGGGCGAGGGCUUCGUGAAUCAGUGUUAUUUCCUCGCACCUGAAGUCACCGUCACUGGAGUCCAGACUUUAAUCUCCAGUUUGCCCAUCUCGUGUUUGUUGCUGUUGCACUUAGUUCUGACUGAAUAUGUGUGCUGCUUUGGCUGGACUUCAACUCCGCUGGACAACUAUUUAUGAUCAUUGUUUUAAUAGUUUACUGUAAAAGGGGUAUUUGAAAGUUUACAGUACAUUUCAAGUUUACUACAACAAGGCUUUUAAAUGUAACAUAAAUGCGCUUUAUAAAAAAAACCUUAGCAAUAUUUUAAGUCAACGUAAAUGAUUAAUGGAAAGUCAGGUAUGUAUUUUCACUUAUUUACUGACAAUUUUGAAUUGUGAAGUUCAAUUUAUUGUGAAAAUUGAGCUAUAAAAAAAUAGGUGUUCAGAUGAUAGAAGUCAAAAUGCUCAGCGAAAUUGGUUCUUCAAAAAGUCGUAAUUAAUGAAUGCUGACGUGCUAAACAUAGUUCUUUUUUCAUUCCUCAAACCAAUGCCAUGGCAACAGCAUGAGGGUGGAUUCACCUUGCAACCGUCGUGUCAGUGAUGUCUCCGUCUUCAGUCGAAGUUAUUUGAUGACACAUAUCCAUUCCCUUUUCCUCUCCACCUCAUUGACACGGUGACUCGGCAUACGAACUGCAGACUUGCACUUUUCCGAGUUGACGUCAGUGCUCGCCCCUCUGCCCUUCUGCUCUCACCGUUGCUGCUUGAUUUGACGCGCUGAUGUUUACUUCUCUUUUGCACUGAUUCGUCAGCACCUCUCCCCCCUGCCCCGGGUGUAAAGGCACCUCUGAAUGGAACCAAUGCAUGACCGUAGCUGUGAGGAGUCGCACUGUUGGACUGUAGUUGUAUCACUCAUUGUUGUCACAUCAGAGGCUUCAAAUCUACUGCACUGUUCUCAAAAGGGCUCUGGAGUUGAUCAUUUGACUUGAAAUAUACACUCAUAUUAGACCGUUUUGUACUUCAAAGAUUAGCCAAAACGAGCGCUGCUGCUUCGUUAUUCAAAAAUAACUUUUCUUACCGUCAGACUGUUAAGAGCCAGACACGUAUUGUGUUUCUAAAAAGAGUUAAAGGUACGAAAAUGCUAUGUUAUUGUGAGAAUUUUAGGGUUCAACAGGAUUUUAAUGUUCAGUUGUUUCAGUAAAACUGCGCUCCAGAAACCCUGCACCGAAAAAAAGACUUUUUAAUGUUAAGAAACUUCAAAAAUAUUUGCUCGAACAGUCAAAAGUAUGAGACGGAGUCAAAGUUAUGGAUUGGUUGGUGCUGAAAAGCUAGGAAAAUAUGAACUUUUUUGAAAAGUUAUGAGUGAGAAGAGAAAAUAUUAGGGGAUUUUUUUUUAUUUUAAAUUAAAAUAUUAAAUGACUUUGAAGGUCAUUUCUAGAAUCUCUGGGACUUGCACUGAAGUGAGGGGACAGCGUUACAACCACCCCUGUCUCCAGUCUCCAAGUCCCAGCUGCAGCUCUUUUCUAGUGCGACUUGUUGCCUCAUGAUGUCAUGACAGUCCAAACGUCCCCCCUCAUGUGAUCUCCAAAUGUCGUUUUUUCCAUGUGACCAUGGAACUGGGGAGCGGCCAUGUUUUACCUUGCGACCCCGCCGGUCUAUCUAUGCAUACUCAGCUGGAAGGAACAGUGUUCUGUCCUCACACACACACACACACACACACACACACACACGGACUCCAACAUCCUGGGUCUCCCACUUCUCAGGGUGCCAUAACGGUAGCUGACGUCCAUCUACCUCCACCUGCUCUGUGAGAAGAGACGGACGGUGGACUUCUCCGAGAACCGUGACGCAACCGCUCUGAGGAUUUUGCCUGUGUGUGAAAAGGACUCUGUGAGACACUAACCUGCUGACGUCAGAACUGAGACUGUACAGAUGAUGGGACGUCCUGUCUGUCCUGCAGGAGCUCUGUGAGCUCUGGCUGGCGUCACUGCCACAUAUCUAUAGUGUGGCGCCAUCUAGUGGAGGUGCAUGUGCGCUGCAGCCAAAUUUCCUUCACUUGUGCUUGAAAUGUGUGCGUGACCUCAGUGGAAGAGCUCCGACACUCGUGGGUUUGUUUCGGGUUGGGGGAGCGACUGCGUCCUCACCGUGCCGUCCUGUGACAGACAGACAGACAGACAGACUCACACUCCUCCAGCAACGAUUGUGCAAUAAACUGAAGUCUAUAUUUUUAAGCAGCGUCUGUUUUCGUUUGUCAAGUGUUGCCAUCAGAGACAGGUGCAGUCAUGUGAUCCAAAAACCGGGUGAGCGAGGAAGUGGAGCGGACCACACAGUUUGCAUGCCUGGCUCAGGAUCAUUCAUGUUUUCACCUGAUGUUUUGCACUGAAGCUUCCGGAAACUGGAGUGUUGGGUCUUCUCAACCUCUCCUUCGUCU